Cololabis saira (Pacific saury) is the source of this 1950-nucleotide messenger RNA. RefSeq names its product caspase 9, apoptosis-related cysteine peptidase (gene casp9). Gene Ontology annotation, cellular component: cytoplasm. NCBI's taxonomy places the organism in Eukaryota, Metazoa, Chordata, Actinopteri, Beloniformes, Belonidae. Gene Ontology annotation, biological process: apoptotic process; proteolysis; regulation of apoptotic process. The coding region runs from base 209 to 1513 and encodes 434 amino acids. The transcript is spliced from 10 exons. The record is from RefSeq and is a predicted model, not a curated record.
ACGCUGAUGUAAACAAGGAAGCAGCAAGUGCAACCAACACCCACCACAAACAAGAACUGAUGUCUCGCCACUUCAUGAUCAGGUUUCCCUUUUAUAUAGGGACAGGAUUUGUUAGGAGAUCGACGGAAAGCCAAUAAAACAUCAGUUACAUCUUUCUUUUUUUGUUUUAUUUUUUGCUUCACCUUUGUUUCGUUUUUAGUGAAUUGAUAUGGAUGAACAACACAAGAAGAUUCUUCAGAGGAACCGGAUUAUUUUGGUGAAAGACUUGGAUCCAUCCGGCCUUUAUGAUGCCCUUCUUGAAAAGGGAGUUUUCACUUCGGACAUGAUCGAUGAGAUAAAGAGCUCCGGGACCAGACGAGACCAGGCCAGACAGUUAGUCCGGGACCUGGAGACCCGCGGGAGUCGAGCCUUCCCUUUGUUUCUAGACGCCCUUCAGGAGUCGGGGCAGCACAGCCUGGCACAGAUCCUGCAAACGGAUGCUCCAACAAUUCAUCUUCAGCCCAGCACACCCACAAAUAUCCGCCCUAUUGUCCGGCCUCUUCCAGUCAGCUCUCCGAUGGACAUUGACAAGAAAAACAAAGAUGUUAUCCCUGUCUAUCCAUUGCAGAGGCCCAAUACUACUCCGACUCUAUCACCUGAGAAUGAGUUCUUCAGACCAAGACCACAUGGCAGGACACGACGGGAUAGUCUUCAGGGCUACAAGAUGGAUGCCAGCCCAUGUGGCCUUUGCCUCAUCAUAAACAACAUGGAGUUUGAACCUCAAAGCGAGCUGAGCAAUCGCAAAGGGUCCAACAUAGACUCUGAAAAGCUGGAGAGAAGGUUCAAGGCACUCAACUUUAUUGUAGAAGUCAAAACAAACCUGAAACAGAAACAAAUCAAACAGAACCUAUCAGCCUUGUCUAAGAAAGACCAUUCCCUGUAUGACUGCUGCGUGGUUAUAAUGCUCUCCCAUGGGACUGAGGUGAAUCACAGCCGCUUCCCGGGAGCCGUCUAUGGUGUGGACGGACUGCAUGUCCCAGUUCAGAACAUCACAACCUCCCUCAACGGCCAGCACUGCCCGUCUUUGCAAGGAAAACCCAAACUGUUCUUCAUCCAGGCCUGCGGAGGAGGUGAAAAAGACACCGGGUUUGAGGUUUCCCCGGAAGAAUCUUCGCUGUCCAUCAGCGGGUUAGAUGACGAGACGGAUGCCAUCCCGACAUCGUCCAGCAGCGACUCUCUGAGCAUAUCUGAUGAAACUGACGCCAGAACCACGCUGCCCACCCCGUGCGACAUCCUGGUGUCCUACUCUACUUUCCCUGGUUACGUUUCCUGGAGAGACACUGAGUCAGGCUCUUGGUACGUGGAGAUACUGGACCGUAUACUGGAGGACAACGCUGCUACUGAUGACUUGGUCACGAUGUUGAUGAUGGUUAACCACGAAGUUUCCCAAAACUCUGCAAAAGGGGUCUACAAGCAAAUGCCUGGUUCCUUUAAUUUUCUGCGGAAACUCCUAUACUUCCAAGCCGAGGCUUAGUGGAGAAACUUCCGCACACAAAAAAACAACGUUUUUUGCAAGAUGCCUGAAUUUGAAAUGUUUUGUGAUUGUAUUUUUACUGAAAUGAUCAUGUUUUGCCAAUGACCUCAUGAAUUUUUUACAGUUGAUACUUUUCUAAAUGAACAAUUUGGCUAUUGGUGUAACUUUGCUUUAAAAAAAAAAAAGCAUAUGUCCUUUUUUUUAAAAUUUAAUGGACACAUUGUAUGUAGCACUUUUGAGGAGCAGAAAAAUCAACAAAGCCUAUGAGCCUAUUAUUGUCUGAGACGUUGCACAUAACAGACUGGGCCCAAAAUGUCUACAUUGAUUUAAAAGAAUUUCACACCUUGAUCUUUUUACUUUUGUUGUACUUGUCACCCUUUUUUCUUGUUCUUUUUUUGUAUAUAUAUAAAUAUGAAUGAGCUCCAAUUAAAACACAC